GCCCAAGCGCCUCUUAAAUUGGAUCCUCGUUUGCCGUGAAGGAGGUCAUAUGGACAUGGAACGGGAUUUCCGAUUUCGGCGAACAUUGCAGCUUGGUUCCGACGACGAGGACGUUGCAGGAGCAAGAUGAGCGAAAUCCAUGGGCCAGGAGGCCCUCUGCCCCCAAUUCCGGACAAUUUGACUGUCGUUCAAUUCAUGCUGGACCACCAUCAUACUUCUAGACCUCCUGUCAAACAGUCUAAUGCAUGGCUGAUUGAGGACGCCACGGAGAGGAGGAUAACGCUUGACGAGAUUCGGACCCGAGUGUAUGGUUUGGCAAACGCGCUGAGCUCGCUUUGGGGCAUUAAAGAGGAUGAUGUCGUCUGUAUAUUCAGCCCAAAUCACGUCGACUAUGCGAUUUCUGUCAGGGCUGUUCAUAGACUGGGAGCAACACUGACAACUUCCAACCCCGCUUUCACCGCUGACGAACUAGAAUACCAACUCACUAAGACCAAGGCUAAGGCUAUGAUCGUUCACCCGCUAAACCUCAAAGUAGCUCUCGAUGUCGCGCAAUCCACUGGAAUCCCGAACGACCGCAUUGUAGUCUUUGAUGAUCAGCAAGGCGACUUGACUGGUCCAUAUCCUAGAAUCAGCGAGCUCGUGGCGGACGGUCUAUCGAAACCUCCUGCAUUCGUCGAACGAAAACUGAAGCCGGGCGAGGGAAAGACAAAGUUGGCGUUCCUGAGCCUUUCGAGUGGAACCACGGGGCGGCCGAAAGCGGUUUGUAUACCGCACCAUUCACCGAUUGCGAAUGUCAUACAGAUGGCGCAUCUGGCCAAUCAGCAGAUCGCACCAUGGGAGAAGAGAGCGUAUCGCCCAGGAGACAUUGCCAUGGCCUUGCUGCCGUUCUAUCACAUCUAUGGGCUCGUGGUUAUCAUGCACUUUGCAAUAUUCUAUGGGAUGACAUUGGUGGUUAUCCCGAAGUUCAACUUCGUUGACAUGCUUAAGAGCAUCGAGCGCCAUCGAAUCAACUAUAUACCAGUUGUUCCUCCUAUAGUAGUCAUGCUCUGCAAGCAUCCUGCAGUCAAGGACCAUGACUUAAGCUCGCUGCGGACAAUGAAGAGCGGUUCAGCGCCUCUUACAGCGGAGGUUAUACGGCAGCUGAGUGUGAAACUGCCGCAUUUGAGUAUUGGUCAGUCCUACGGGAUGACCGAAACCUGCACCACCGUCACUUUUCCUCAGCUCGAGCAGAAGAUCGGUACUCCGGGCAGCGCGGGGAGGCUCCUUCCCGGGGUCAUAGCACGCGUGAUCGAUCCAGACGGGAACCUCCUUGGGUACGGCCAACCGGGACAGCUAGUUGUCUAUAGUCCGGCCAACUCCCUUGGAUACCUAAACAACGAGCAAGCGACCAAGGAGACCUUCGUCGAUGGGUGGAUAUAUACAGGGGACGAGGUGAUCAUUAAUGAGCAGGCAGACGUCUUCGUUGUCGAUCGUUUAAAGGAGCUCAUCAAGGUCAAGGGUUUCCAAGUGGCACCGGCGGAAUUGGAAGGGCAUCUGCUUGACCACCCGGACGUCUCCGACGUCUGUGUUGUCGGCAUUCCAGACGAAUACAGUGGCGAGGUUCCUUUGGCAUUUGUAGUGCCUAGUUCCCGGGCCGUGGAGCGAAUGGAGAAAGAUCAGGCUGAGAUAGCAAACAUCAAGGCAUCGUUGAAGACGCAUGUCGCAGCUGCGAAAGUGCACUACAAGCAUCUUGCGGGCGGUGUUGAGUUCAUCGAUGCGAUACCGAAGAACCCGAGCGGCAAGCUGCUCCGUCGGUUCCUGCGGGAUCGCGCGAAGAAGAUGCAAAUGGAGGGGAAACUGUCACCGGUGGUGAAGGCCAGGCUCUGACCGUGCUCUGAGCGCACAAUGGGUGAGAUUGAACCACGUGUCUGCCUGGUUCCCGGCACAAUGUAUGAUCUAGAACAGCAUGUCCCCAGUCAAUACAAUCACCUUCUGAGGUGGUAUCAGGCGCUGUGGGUCGGGGUUUCAUUCCAAACCGCUGGCUUCAUUGAGAUUGCGCGGGGAGCUCGGCUUUCGCAGACGCUCUGUCGACAUACGCGACAAGGAAAAGAUUGAUAAGAUUAAUUUCCGUUCAAAAUAUCCUACAUGGACGUUAAUAGCCAUCUCGCAGAGUUGUAGGUACUCAGGAAGGUCUCUGACUGCGG
This is a messenger RNA of Laetiporus sulphureus 93-53, 2183 nucleotides long. Its product is annotated as amp dependent CoA ligase. Gene Ontology annotation, molecular function: CoA-ligase activity. The transcript is spliced from 19 exons. Gene Ontology annotation, biological process: secondary metabolic process. The record is from RefSeq and is a predicted model, not a curated record. The coding region runs from base 127 to 1866 and encodes 579 amino acids. Lineage: Eukaryota; Fungi; Basidiomycota; Agaricomycetes; Polyporales; Laetiporaceae.